GGCACAUACAUAGCUAAAAACGAAGUACAGUGCAACGCCAUAAUUCACUAAUACAUCAUAAAUCGUUGAAACUACCCGCGUUAUAACGACCAAGAGAAAUCUAACAAAUCAAGCGCCCCUUAGUACUCAAGUGUAAGCCUGCAACUCUCUAAAACAACCUAAAUGAGCUCUUACUUUGUAAACUCGUUCUCGGGGCGCUACCCAAAUGGCCCCGACUAUCAACUGCUAAAUUAUGGAACCAGCAGCGGCGCAAUGAACGGCGGGACAUACAGGGACUCUUCCUCCGCCACCAUGCACCAUGCGACGGGCUCUUAUGGCUACAGCUACAAUGGCAUGGACCUGACCAUCACCAACCGGGGAGGGGGGAGUAGCAGUGCCGCCAACACCGGAGGACACUUCGGAGGCGGCUCGGUCGUCGGGGACUCCCGGGGCUUCGGCUCCCCUGCUUCAGACAGGGGCUUCAGACAGCCGUCCAGCUGUUCCCUUGCUUCAGCGGCAGACUCCCUCCUGUCACACACCAGUGGAGAGACCAAGCGGGGCGCACAGAGCUCGUCUCCCCGCUCGGAGCAACCAGGAAGCGGUAAUCUCAGCCCUCCAAACCUGUCCAACUCCUCCGGCGGGGGUGGCGGCGGCGGCACGGUGCAGCAUUUCACCGAGCUGGGCGAUGCGUCGCCAGAGACCGAGGAGUUGCAGCACAACAGGGACGCCGGCCACGGCAGCAACCCGCCACAGAGGACCGGCAACGCUCAGGCACCACAGAUAUUCCCCUGGAUGAGAAAACUGCACAUUAGCCAUGAUAUGACAGGCCCCGACGGGAAACGGGCGCGGACGGCGUACACCCGCUACCAGACGCUCGAGCUGGAGAAGGAGUUCCAUUUCAACCGGUACCUCACGCGACGGCGACGGAUCGAGAUUGCGCACGCGCUUUGCCUCACGGAGCGGCAGAUCAAGAUCUGGUUCCAGAACCGGAGGAUGAAGUGGAAGAAGGACAAUAAACUGAAAAGCAUGAGCCUCGCCACCGCAGGCAGCGCCUUCCAGCCCUAAAAAUCAACCCAUUAAAAAAAAAGCCAUCCAUCCAUCUGUUUGGAAAUGUUACUACAGGCUUCCCAGAAGGGAAACAAGAGACAAAACAGUUUGAAAAAAUUAGGAAAACUUGAAGAAAAUCACAAAAGACAACAGGAGAAGCCAGCAAGUAAGGGCUCAAAAGAAGAAGAGGGUGAUGAAGAAACUAUCACAGAUUCCAACACUUUCCUGUUAUCGCCUGAGUAUUGUACAGCAGCACAGCACUUUUUAUUUGUUCGGCAUGGUGGUGUUUGAUGUUUUAGGGCAACAUAAAAAUGACUGUGGUACUUGCUCUUGUCAACAAAAAAAAAA
This is a messenger RNA of Monopterus albus (swamp eel), 1374 nucleotides long. It is a transcript of the gene hoxb5a, whose product is annotated as homeobox B5a. Gene Ontology annotation, cellular component: nucleus. Gene Ontology annotation, molecular function: DNA-binding transcription factor activity, RNA polymerase II-specific; RNA polymerase II cis-regulatory region sequence-specific DNA binding. Lineage: Eukaryota; Metazoa; Chordata; Actinopteri; Synbranchiformes; Synbranchidae. The record is from RefSeq and is a predicted model, not a curated record. Gene Ontology annotation, biological process: anterior/posterior pattern specification; regulation of transcription by RNA polymerase II.